Prionailurus viverrinus (fishing cat) is the source of this 942-nucleotide messenger RNA. RefSeq names its product olfactory receptor 10G3. The transcript has a single exon. The record is from RefSeq and is a predicted model, not a curated record. Gene Ontology annotation, cellular component: membrane. Bases 1 to 942 code for a protein of 313 amino acids. Gene Ontology annotation, biological process: G protein-coupled receptor signaling pathway. NCBI's taxonomy places the organism in Eukaryota, Metazoa, Chordata, Mammalia, Carnivora, Felidae. Gene Ontology annotation, molecular function: G protein-coupled receptor activity; olfactory receptor activity.
AUGGAAAGAGUCAACAGCACAUCGUUGACUGAGUUCAUUCUCACAGGAAUUCCCUACCCACUCAGACUAAGGACAUUUCUGUUUGUGUUCUUUUUGCUAAUCUACAUCCUGACUCAGCUGGGAAACCUGCUCAUUCUAGUCACUGUCUGGGUAGACCCGCAGCUCCAUGCCCGUCCCAUGUACAUCUUUCUUGGUGUUCUCUCCGUCAUUGACAUGGGCAUCUCUACCAUCAUUGUCCCCCGCCUCAUGAUGAACUUCACUCUAGGCAUCAAACCCAUCCCCUUUGGCGGCUGUGUUGCUCAACUCUAUUUCUAUCACUUUUUGGGUAGCACCCAGUGCUUUCUCUAUACCUUGAUGGCCUACGAUAGGUACCUGGCAAUAUGCCAACCCCUGCGCUACCAUAUUCUCAUGAAUGCUAAGUUGAGUACCUUGCUUGUGACUGGAGCUUGGGUGGCAGGAUCCAUCCAUGGGGCCCUCCAGGCUAUCCUAACCUUCCGUCUGCCCUACUGUGGGCCAAACCAGGUAGAUUACUUCUUCUGUGACAUCCCUGCAGUUUUGAGGCUAGCCUGUACUGAUACAACAGUCAACGAGCAGGUGACCUUUGUGGACAUUGGGGUGGUGGUUGCCACUUGUUUCUCCCUGAUCCUCCUCUCCUAUGUACAGAUCACUCAGGCCAUCCUGAGAAUCCGCACAACUGAUGGGCGGCGCCGAGCCUUUUCAACCUGUGGGGCCCACGUAACCGUGGUAACCGUGUACUAUGUGCCCUGUGCCUUCAUCUACCUGAGGCCUGAAACCAACAGCCCCCUGGAUGGGGCAGCUGCCUUAUUUCCCACAGCUAUCACUCCUUUCCUCAACCCCCUCAUCUACACUCUGCGGAACCAAGAGGUAAAGCUGGCCCUGAAGAGAAUGAUAGGAGGUCCUGGGACUAAGAGUGAGGUUUGA